AUGUCUGAGAUGACGGAGACCAGCAGCAGUAACCACGAUUCCACCGCAACCUGUUCGCGCGAGCAGCAGACCUCAGCCAAACGAAAUGCUUUUACAGAGCUCCUCUCGUCUCGUCAAAAGCAGCUGAAACAGACGAGUGGCAGUUUAUCGUCCGGCAGCGUCCCUCACGGCCGAUCUGGAGGUCGCGAUGGCCUGGGCGCAUACAUUUCCAAACCAGAGACCUUCCCUCCCAGUGUAGUGGUCUAUUACAAUGACGACUUUGUGACAAUCCACGACAUGUUCCCUAAAUCUUCGCUCCAUCUCCUCCUACUCCCUCGCGACCCCACGAAGACCCGUCUCCAUCCAUUCGAGGCUUUCGAGGAUCCCGAGUUCCUUGCCAAGGUCAAAGCGGAGGUCCAGAAGCUUCGACACCUGGCUGCGAGUGAGUUGCGACGCCUCUACGGAAAAGAUUCUGCGCAGGAGCAGGCCAGACAAGCCGCACUGACUGCGGAAUCGCCGCCAGACGACCUACCCCCGGGUCGGGAGUGGGAACAAGAGAUUAUGUGCGGUGUGCAUGCCGUCCCUUCAAUGAGCCAUUUGCACGUCCACGUCAUAUCAGUGGAUAGAUACAGUGAGCGAUUGAAGCAUCGAAAGCAUUACAAUAGCUUUGCAACUCCGUUCUUCGUGCCGAUCGGUGACUUCCCGUUGAAACCCGAAGAUGUGCGCAGGCAUCCGACGAGAGAAGGCUACUUGAAACGAGACUUUGUGUGCUGGCGUUGUGGUCGGGGCUUUGGCAACCGUUUCGCGGAACUCAAGACCCAUCUUGAAGAAGAGUUUAUAGAAUGGAAGAAGGCAUAA
Messenger RNA from Penicillium diatomitis, 837 nucleotides. Its product is annotated as DNA 5'-adenosine monophosphate hydrolase. The record is from RefSeq and is a predicted model, not a curated record. Gene Ontology annotation, biological process: single strand break repair; double-strand break repair. Gene Ontology annotation, cellular component: nucleus. Bases 1 to 837 code for a protein of 278 amino acids. NCBI's taxonomy places the organism in Eukaryota, Fungi, Ascomycota, Eurotiomycetes, Eurotiales, Aspergillaceae. Gene Ontology annotation, molecular function: single-stranded DNA binding; single-strand break-containing DNA binding; mismatched DNA binding. The transcript is spliced from 2 exons.